CUGCACAAAGUUCUGCAGGGUACUAACUAGCUCGGUGACGAGGUUCUUGCGGAAGACUGCAACUCGCGCGUCGAUUUUUUUUAUAUCCCGGAAAAAUGCGCAAGUUAUUUCGAUCGCCAAUAUGAGAUCUUUAAAAUUUGGUGGUGUGGAAUGUGAUUGUUUAUUGUCGUUGGAAAGUUGUUAAAUGGGGCAGUGGCAAUUAAUACAAGGGCAUGCGGGGGGCCAAACGGCGGUUUCUAAUAACCGCUUCUGUCAUUAUCGGCAUCUUUGCACAUUUACAGAUUACGGAAAGGAAUCUCAAACAAUUACUGAGUAGAACGGAAUGGCUUUCGAUUAUGGGAACUUCAAAUAGCGAUUAUUCAAUCACCUACCCAUCAUUCCAUAACCCACGAAUUCGACGAUCAACGAAACGAAACGGAUCGAGCACAAAGCACCUGGUGUUGAAUGCACCAACUUGGAAAAGUACGUUCGAUUUGGAAUUGACUCCCAGCCCAACGUUGCUCGCGCCCACCUUCGCAAUUUUCGAAACAUUUUCGAACAAUUCCCAAAUCAUACCAUAUAACAAAGACGAUGUUGCCUGCCAUUACCGGUCCGAAAAGGCCGCUCUAAGCUUGUGCGGAACUAUACGUGGAAUCGUCCACUUCGACGAAAGCCAUUACUACACCAUUCAUCCAUUGCCGGGUAGAUUCGCCCGGAAUAGCUCGGUACCGCAUAUCCUCGUCCGCAACAACUUCAAGCAUUCGAAACCCUCCAGACAAGGUUGCGCUCACGGCCACCGAAAAGUGUCCCAUUCCAAAACGAAAGACGCACCGUGGCGAAGCAAGAGAGAGCUAUUCCCAAUCGACGGCCCAAUUUUCGUCGAAACCGCCGUCUUCGUCGAUCGCGACCUUUUCGACCACAUGCAAUCGAAUUAUCCCGUCGACACCGAAAGGGAGCUGAUACGUUUCGUACUGGCAAUGAUAAACGCUGUACAAUUACUCUAUCACGAUCCGAGCUUGGGGCGACCCGUCAAUUUUCUACUGAAACGUCUCGAGAUACUCAAAGAGGAGGCGCCCGGUUUAUCCAGGCCUCCGGACAUCGACAGGUACUUGUCGAGUUUUUGCAACUGGCAAAGGACCAAGAAUCCGGCCGGAGAUCGCGAACCGCAGCACUGGGAUCACGCGCUGAUACUGACGGGACUUGAUCUGUACGUCAGGAGCAAGCAUGGGAAAAUUUCUAGCCAGGUGGUUGGCUUGGCGCCCGUUGCUGGCAUGUGCGCACCUACUAGUAGCUGUACUGUAAACGAAGGGCGCCACUUUGAAAGCGUUUACGUGGUUGCACACGAGAUUGGCCACAAUUUAGGGAUGAGGCACGAUGGCCCACUUGCUGAUAAUGACUGUGAUCCUAGUAGUUAUAUAAUGUCGCCGACUUUAGGAAGUGGAAAGAUCACCUGGUCCUCUUGCAGUCGUAGAUAUUUGCAACAGUUUUUAGAUACUCCCCAAUCCCGCUGUCUUCUUGACCACGGCAGUUCUGCUGGGCAACUCGAUCAUAGCGCCGAAGGUGCUCUCCCUGGCGAGCGAUUCGAUGCCGAUCAACAGUGCAUGUUAAAAUACGGCCAAGGUAGUAGGCAUUCUUCGCAACAACCCCUAGACGAUGUAUGUAGAGAUUUACAUUGCGAACGCGAGAGGUACACGUGGACCUCUCAUCCCGCGUUGGAAGGUACAGUCUGCGGUCCCAACCUGUGGUGCAGAGGAGGAAAGUGCGUGAUUAAAGGACUCACCACCAACGCCGCUUACAUUAUGUCAGCUGGAGCGUCGGACGCAUCCGAUGUGGUUAACGGUGGUUGGAGUCCAUGGAGACCCUUUAGUGAUUGUGCUUCUGGUUGCCUUUACGGCGAAGAGGGGAGGUUACGUGCCGGGAGUACCGGAAUUAUGGUAUCAACAAGAAGCUGUAAUAAUCCACGGCCACAAGGGGGAGGCAAAGAAUGCGAUGGGAUAGAUAAGAAAUAUCAAUCUUGCAACGCGAAACAAUGCCUCAAUGUACCUCGUCUUACGAUUCGAGAGUUUGCGGAACAAAUAUGUAGUCGGGCAAAAGAUGUUGACAAAGAUCUGACUGGGUCUGGGUUCCAGCGAAUUAGUUCUGAUUCUGAAGAAGCGUGUACCGUAUGGUGUCAAAAGCGCAACGGAGGACAAAAGAGUCGAGGAUGGACCUUUCCAGAUGGAACCGCGUGCCAAAUCGAAAGAAGUCACAGGUACACAAAGCCAAGUUAUUGUAUAAACGGGCACUGCAAGGAGUUUGUGUGCGAGCCCUACGAUGAAGUACCAUUCGCUCAAUUGCCCGAUUUGUGUCCCUAUGACAGAGAAGAUAACGAGAUAUCGUGGUCCACGCUGCUACGCCGAGAUAGUCGAGAUCAAUGGAGCAGUGCGAGUGGAUGUCAUUUUAACUGCAUUUCUCCCGGAUCCGGAAUACGAUUGGUGGUCAAUAAGUUAAAACGCGCUCGGUCCAGUAUACAGUUGUGCUACCCCGACCAAUAUGGUUGCAACCGUAUAAAAAGCGCGUAUCAACAUGCGUCACGUGUUUGCAACGAUUAUAAGGAGCGUGUCAGCAGGUUGUCCGGUUUUGGGAUGCAGCUAACUUCAGCAGUAGAGGACCCAGACCGGCCUUGCCGAGUAGCAUGUCAAGAUGAGAAUAUAAAUCAUCGCUUCUAUUUGGUAAAUGGAGAAGAAGGUUGGUUUCCGUUUGGUACCGACUGUUCUAAAGGUGCUCCAGAUAAAAAAGCGUUUUGCAUUAGCGGAAAAUGCCUGAAAUUUGGCCCAGAUGACACGCCACUGUCCGAAAGUGAAUUUACCCUUCCUUUGCUUUCACGCACAAAGCGAUCUUUGCAUAAUAACGGUACAAAAGUGACAGCAAUUUUAGACGAUACGACUUUAGAAGAUAUUAUUCGAAGUUUUAACAGAACUCUGACAGGGGACUAUCCAAUACCUCAAAUUCCACACUACGAUAUCGACUUAAACAACCCAAUACAUGUUAAUAUGGAUAUGGAUAUGACUGCCUUAGAUGAACCUGCUACCUACUACUACCCUGUAAAAAUCGGACGUGCUUAUAUUUAUACCUAGAAACAUAGUUUGUCAUCAUUUGUAAUAUACACUAUACUUUACUUACCAUUCAUUAAAAAAACAAAGACUAUA
Photinus pyralis (common eastern firefly) is the source of this 3167-nucleotide messenger RNA. Its product is annotated as A disintegrin and metalloproteinase with thrombospondin motifs adt-1-like. The transcript is spliced from 15 exons. Bases 213 to 3095 code for a protein of 960 amino acids. NCBI's taxonomy places the organism in Eukaryota, Metazoa, Arthropoda, Insecta, Coleoptera, Lampyridae. Gene Ontology annotation, molecular function: metalloendopeptidase activity. Gene Ontology annotation, biological process: proteolysis; extracellular matrix organization. Gene Ontology annotation, cellular component: extracellular matrix. The record is from RefSeq and is a predicted model, not a curated record.